Melospiza georgiana is the source of this 5618-nucleotide messenger RNA. RefSeq names its product POZ/BTB and AT hook containing zinc finger 1 (gene PATZ1). NCBI's taxonomy places the organism in Eukaryota, Metazoa, Chordata, Aves, Passeriformes, Passerellidae. Gene Ontology annotation, cellular component: nucleus. The transcript has 6 exons. The coding region runs from base 1 to 2151 and encodes 716 amino acids. The record is from RefSeq and is a predicted model, not a curated record. Gene Ontology annotation, biological process: regulation of immune system process; negative regulation of transcription by RNA polymerase II; regulation of cytokine production. Gene Ontology annotation, molecular function: DNA-binding transcription factor activity, RNA polymerase II-specific; RNA polymerase II cis-regulatory region sequence-specific DNA binding; protein binding.
AUGGAGCGGGUGAGCGAGGCCGCCGCCUGCGGCCCCUCGGCGGGCUGCUACACCUACCAGGUGAGCCGGCACAGCGCCGACGUGCUGCACAGCCUCAACCAGCAGCGCAAGAACGGCGGCCGCUUCUGCGACGUGCUCCUACGCGUGGGCGACGAGAGCUUCCCGGCGCACCGCGCCGUGCUGGCCGCUUGCAGCGAGUACUUCGAGUCGGUGUUCAGCGCGCAGCUCGGCGACGGGGCAGGUGGCGGCGGCGGCGGCGCGGAGGGGAGCGCGGCGGAGGCGGCGGCCGGCGGGGCUGCGGCGGCGACCGGCGGCGCCCCCGGGGGCGGGCGGGAGCUGGAGAUGCACACCAUCAGCUCCAAGGUGUUCGGAGACAUCCUGGACUUCGCCUACACGUCGCGCAUCGUGGUGCGGCUGGAGAGCUUCCCGGAGCUCAUGACGGCCGCCAAGUUCCUGCUGAUGCGCUCCGUGAUCGACAUCUGCCAGGAGGUCAUCAAGCAGUCCAACGUGCAGCUCCUCGUGCCCCCCGCACGCCCUGACAUCAUGCUCUUCCGUCCGGGGGCUGCCGACCUCGGCUUCCCUCUUGACAUGACCAACGGUGCCGCUUUGGCGCCCAAUGGCAAUGGCAUCGCUGGCAUGCCUGAAGACGAGGCCACGCGGGCUGCGCUCAGCGCUGCGCAGUCCUCCCUCCCUGUCCUGCAGGGUGUGGACCGCCUGCCCAUGGUGGCAGGACCUCUGUCCCCGCCGCUGCUGGCCUCACCCUUCCAGAAUGUUGCUGCUAGUGCCCCCACUUUAAGCACCAAGAGGGGCAGAGGGCGUCCCCGUAAAGCCAAUCUCUUGGACUCCAUGAUGUUCGGUAGCCCAGGGGGCCUGCGGGAGGCUGGGAUCCUGCCUUGUGGUCUCUGUGGGAAGGUGUUCACGGAUGCCAAUCGUCUUCGGCAGCACGAGGCUCAACACGGGGUGACGAGCUUACAGCUGGGCUACAUAGACAUCCCACCCCCACGGCUGGGUGAAAAUGGUGUUCCUGGUCAGGACGACCCCGACGCGCCUCGAAAAAGAAGCAGGACGAGGAAACAGGUGGCCUGUGAGAUCUGUGGCAAGAUUUUUCGGGACGUGUACCACCUGAACCGGCACAAGCUGUCACACUCUGGCGAAAAGCCUUACUCUUGUCCGGUGUGUGGCUUGAGGUUCAAGCGGAAAGACAGGAUGUCCUAUCAUGUUCGAUCGCACGAUGGCUCUGUGGGAAAGCCCUACAUCUGCCAGAGCUGUGGAAAAGGCUUUUCCAGGCCAGACCACUUGAAUGGACACAUCAAACAGGUGCAUACCUCAGAGAGACCUCACAAGUGUCAGCAGGAAAAUGGCAGCCACCAUGGAAUAAGCUCAGAGACAUCCACAUCCAUAGAAAAGUUGAAACUUCAAGAGACCUGCAAUGCUUCCUUUGCCACGCGGGACCGGCUGCGCUCACACCUGGCGUGCCACGAGGACAAGGUCCCGUGCCAGGUGUGUGGGAAGUACCUGAGAGCAGCAUACAUGGCAGAUCACUUGAAGAAGCAUAGUGAAGGACCAAGCAACUUCUGCACUAUCUGUAACCGAGGUUUCUCCUCUGCCUCCUACUUAAAGGUCCAUGUUAAAACCCACCACGGUGUUCCCCUUCCCCAGGUCUCCAGGCACCAGGAGCCCAUCCCGAAUGGGGGAGCAGCGUUCCACUGCGUCAGGACCUAUGGCAUCAAAGAAGGCCAGAAAUGUUCACAUUCGGACCCGACUGAGAGUUCUGAUUCAUAUGGAGACCUCUCUGACACCAGUGACCUCAAGACUCCUGAGAAGCAGAGCACCAAUGGGUCCUUCUCGUGUGACCUGGCAGUCAGCAAAAACAAAAUGGAGAUGGAAGGAGAGAAGAAGUACCCGUGCCCCGAAUGCGGAAGCUUUUUCAGAUCCAAGUCUUAUCUGAACAAACACAUACAGAAAGUGCACGUCAGGGCCCUUGGUGGCCCUCUGGGGGACCUGGGUCCUGCUCUGGGAUCCCCCUUCUCACCCCAACAGAACAUGUCUCUUCUGGAGUCCUUUGGGUUUCAGAUCGUCCAGUCAGCAUUUGCAUCAUCCCUUGUGGAUCCAGAGGUCGACCAGCAACCAAUGGGGCCAGAGGGGAAAUGAGAUCAGUUGGAUCUUAAAGCAAAGCAGCAGUCUGGCUCUGAUGAUAAGAUGCUGUGAAUGAAAGGAAAUAAUGAAAUUUGGUUCUAUAGCUGAGAAUUUUUUAUUCAUUUUAGCUUCCUUCUUUGUCUCAUGCCCUACCCCACCUUUAAACCUUCACUGGGGAGAGGGAGAAAAUGCUUCUUUAGCUGAUAAAUUACAGAAGAUGGUGGCCUUGAAUAGGAGAUAUGACCCAAAACAAAUGGAGCUUUAGAGGCUGCUGGUGGUGUUUUCCUCGUGUUCUUUGAGAGUAAUCAAGAGUUACCAGCACUGGUCUGAGAUGAGACAGUCCUAGUGACCGAGGCACCCGGGGAGCUGCAGCUACAGGGAGCUGUGAUUUUGUUCUCCCUCUAUUCCCCUGCCCUCCCUAAACUCCCCCAGAAAAACAGUAAGUUUAAAAAACAGACCCAUUAUUGAAUAUAACGUUAAGUAAAAUGCCCCAUGGUUCCUAGCAGGUUACAAUGCAGUUGUCCUUUUAAAACCAGAAACAUUUAAAGAAGGUGAGAGAAUUUGAUCCCCUUCUGCCUUUGUGAGGCUGUGAGUGCUGCAGCAGGACUGAACUGCUGAGAAAAAUCACCUUACAGAACAGGUUGUUUUUAUUACUUUUGACCAUUAAACUUGCUGUCAGGUUUUUAAUUCUUUAUUAUUAUUAUUAUUUUAGGACCUGUUGUAGUGAAUUGCUACUGAAAAGCCAGUCUAAGGCGGUACACAGAGCACUCGUAAAGCAGCAGUCACAUUAGGGUUAGUAUGAGAUUUCUUUUUUUUUAGAUGUACUAUAAUUAAUAACUUGGCUAGUUGGUUGUUUUAAGUCUAUGAAAGAAAUAGUUUUUAUUAAAAUAAAAAAAAAGAAAAAAAAAAAAGGAAGGAAAAAUACCAUUACAGUCUGGUUGACUGGUGCUCAUUUUUCAUGUGGGGACCUAGGGGAUGAACACGAUCAGCUAUCGGGUUAACACUAUGUACCACUGACUUGUUUAGUGUGAAUAAACCCAGGGGUUCACAGAGUGAUUUUGAUUUAAUUGGAUUGGACUCUAUUAAAGAAGUUAGUAUGUUACUUUGCAUCCCCUCGUUUUGUCUGGUUUUUGAGCAGUUUGGCCACCUGUCCAAAAGGUGUGCAAAUGAGAGCCAGUAAUGAAAUGUGAAUCCCACUCUGCACUGUGCUGUAUUCUCAGUGAGCUGGGCUUUUUGGCCAGUUGUGCUCUCCUGAUCUGUCUCUAGUCAGGUUUGCAAAAGCCACUGUUACUCCUUUCUUUUCCAAAUGAGGUGAGAAUUGCAAACAGCAUCUUUUUGAAAAAUAAUUGGUUACAAAAUGCAAAGAAGCUGCACUCCAGGCUGUUGGACAUUCCAUUUAAUCUGAAAAUACCACUUGUGCAGAAAUAAUGUCCUUUCUUGACCCUCCCUUUCCUUCCAUGUAACUAGUCAUGGUUUUAUGUACCAAACCCAGGUAUAAAUGUUGUUUAACACAGGGUUAGGAGUUAGGAAUACUCUGAGUUUUAAUUAUGGUUCUGCUGUUGAUGCUCAAAGUCACAAAGAACAGUUUCCUGAAUUUAUUCCUUAUUUUCAUAUCUGUGAAGAAUCUUCUCUACAUCACAAUUGUUGAGAGAGUUAUUGAGCAAAGGUUUAAGUAGUGAUUUGGUAAACUGCUUUGUGUAUUGAAUGUUUCUAAAAAGGCCAUUCUGAGAGCCCAUGUCCUGCCCCAAACAUGCAUCCCAUGAGACAAUAUCUGCCUCCAUCAUUAGUGCAGUGCUGGAGCAGGACAGACCCUCUUGGACCAGGUUCUCAUUUGCUGCAGGAGAUUUGUGUGUGCAGACAUGCACAAAGUGUUCUUGUGCUACUGCCUGCAUUGCCCAGGUGCUUCUAACCCAAACCCUGCAGCUGAUGCUUCACUGAUAUUCCAAAUUUGGUUUUAUGUUAGAAUUAGAGAGGCCUUUGUAAGUAUAUGGAUUUUGGAAUUACAUUCUAAAUUCUACAGAGUUAGAAGACCCAGAUUCCCUCUUGUAAGAAGCUACUUUUUGUACUUGCUCUCCACUAUUAUAAAUCAAGGAUGAAUAAUCCAUGGCUUUCUCUUUAUAGCACCAGCACUUUCUAAAUUGAGAGCAUGUUGCAGUGGACUUGAUGUUUUGCUAUUAAUCUGUGUUGGGAGACUGAAGGACAUGUUCUUCUCCAGUCAUCUCCUCCCAGAAUCCUGCAAUAGGUAUGAGCCUCAUUUAAAAGGAAAAAGCAGUGAAACAAACAAACCCCACCACUAAAGCUUCAUGGAAUUGCUCUUGUACUGGUAAGAUUAGUAGACAGGUAAAAACAGAAUAUCUUAGACAAGUGACAAAACUUUUUAAAAUACCUUACAAAUCUAGUGCUGAGGCAACCUUGUAAGCUCCUGAGCAAAUCAGGAGAGAGGCUUUCCAGUCAGCACAACAAUUUGUUGGGAUUAGCAAAUGCAGCUGCAGUCACUGAUUUACUAAUAGCUCAUAAUUAAUCCACAAGGGAAAUUUCUGUUGAACUGAGGCUGUAUGCUGAGAGACAGAAGUUUGUGUCCCCAGUGUUCCUACAUGCACUCAAAGGUGCAUUAAUCAAAAAAUUCAACUCCAAAAGCAAGUCCAGAGUACAGAACACUUUCAUCCUACAUUUAUUUCCCCUGACUUUAGUGUUACAAGUGGGCUGAGUUUUGGCUGUAUCUAUCAGAAUUUAAUUUUGAAUGCUACAGAAUUUGACCUGGUGAAACAAAAGGCUUGGUUUAUCUGAAAACCAAGCCUUCAAAAACACUGUGUAUUCUGCUUGUCAAAGAAAAUGCUUACUAAGUUGUCAUGAAUACAUUGAAUGAAAACUACUUACUUCUCAGUCUAGUGGACAGGGAAACAAUUAGACAGGAGGUUAACAAUCCUGAAAUGACAGUUCUAGAUCAUCCUGGUGUAAAUGGGAGAGAUUUGUACCAACACAGGAGGCUGGUGCAGGCCAGUGCCAGCAGGAAAUUGGGCAGAUCUUUAGCUGUGCUGUGUUUUCAGUGCUUUUUGCUUCUUUGGGGGCAUACUGUUCCAUUCUGGACAGUAAUUUAAUCUACAUGCAAAUUCUCUCUAUUCUGUACUUUGGGAAAUGCCUGUUUCUUAUAGAACACGAGACAGAUCCAAACAGAGAACUCAGCCUCACAAGUCCAGAGUUCAAAGGGAAGUAUGUAACAUGCCUUGAGCUGCAGCUUGUUGCCAUGACAUUUGAUUUUUAAUUGGUGUGUAGAUGAUAGUUCUGAUUUGGGCCACCCUCCCUUCCUUGCCUUCCCCUUUGCAGGGACUGCAAGCCAAUGUUUGAGUUGGUGCACAUGUCAAGAAUGAAAGUUCAGUUCAUGCAAAUUUAAAUCAUCAGACUUGGAGUAUUUGUUUGUAUUAUAGGAGUCCCAUAACUCUCAUCUGAGGCUCAAGCCUUGUGUAUUAGGUAUGAUGAAAACA